Acaulospora morrowiae is the source of this 1737-nucleotide messenger RNA. Lineage: Eukaryota; Fungi; Glomeromycota; Glomeromycetes; Diversisporales; Acaulosporaceae. The record is from the annotation of a GenBank genome assembly.
AUGAGGGAAAAUGCUAUUGGCAUUGACUUGGGAACCACCUAUUCAUGUGUUGGAAUAUGGAAAGACAAUAAAGUUGAAAUUAUUCCUAAUGAUCACGGUAGUCUCUUUACACCUUCGUACGUUGCUUUUUCCUACGCAGGGCGAGUAAUUGGUGAUAAUGCCAAGAAUCAAAUUUCAAUGAACCCUUACAAUACAAUAUACGAUGCAAAACGUCUAAUUGGUCGUCAGUUUGAUGAUCCAGUAGUACAGUCAAACAUGAAGCAUUGGCCAUUCAAAGUUAUAGAUAAGAAUGGGAGACCCUAUAUUCAAGUUACAUACAAGGGCAAACCCAAACAGUUUUCACCAGUAGAGAUUUUAUCAAUGUUGUUAUGCAAAUUGAAAAAUUCAGCCGAAAUUUUUCUUAAGGAACGAGUCACGGCUGCAGUAAUCAGCGUGGAUUCCAAUUAUAAUUUCUCACAACGUCAAAUUAUAAGAGAUGCCGCUAAAAUUGCUGGAUUAAACGCUCUGAGAUUAAUUAGCGGACCAUUAGCAGCUACAAUUACUCACAGCGUAGAUAAGAGAGUUUCCGGAGAACGUGACAUAGUUAUUUUUGAUUUUGGCGGUGGAUCUCUUGAUAUAUCUCUAAUAACUGUUGAGGAUGGAAUAUUGGAAGUAAAAGCAACCGCCGGAGAUGCCCAUUUAGGCGGUCAAGAUUUCAAUAAACGCCUUGUAAAUCAUUUUGUUCAGGAAUUUAAACGUAAAUUUAAAAAGGAUCUCACUACAAACAAGCGUGCACUAUGUCGUCUUCAAACUGCAUGUGAACGUGCUAAGUGUACACUGUCGUCAUCCAAACAAGCUUUUAUUGAGAUUGACAACAUUUUUGAAGGGGUUGAUUUCUAUACUUCAUUAACUAGAGAUACAUUCCUAAAUUUAAAUCAAGAAUUGUUUCAAAGCAUUAUAGAACCUAUUGAGACAGUGCUCAGAAAUGCAAGAAUUGAUAAAUCACAGAUUCAUGAAGUAAUAUUAGUUGGUGGCUCCACGCGCAUUCCAGAGAUCCGGAAAAUAAUUUCUAAUUUUUUUAAUGGGAAAGAAUUAAAUAUGUCACUUAAUCCCGAUGAAGUCAUUGCCUACGGUGCAGCUGUGUAUGCAGCCAUUUUAUCUGGAAGUCAAUCAGAAAAAUUAAAAGAUUUAUUAUUUCUUGAUGUUAUUUCUCAAUCACUUGGCAUUGAGACAGCUGGCGGAAUAAUGAAUCGAAUUAUAAAACGUGAUUGGACAUUACCCAUAAAGAAAUCCGAAUUGUUUGCUACAGAUUUAGAUAAUCAAACCGAUUUUAUAAUCAAGGUGUACGAGGGUGAAAGGGUACGAACUAUGAACAAUAAUUUACUUGGAGAGUUUCGAUUUACUGGCAUCUCACGCGCGCCUAAAGGCGUAUCUCAAAUCGAAGUUACUUUCGACAUUGAUUCCAACGACACCUUUGAAGUAUUAGCUCAGGAUGUAACCUCUGGAAAACAUAAUAAAUUUGUCGUUACCAAUGAUAAAAGAUUAUCAAAUAAAGAAAUCGAACAAAUGAUCGAAGAUGCUAAAAAAUACCGCGCUGAAGAUAAAAAGGUUAAACAAAAAGAACAAGAACGUAAUAGUUUCGAAAGAUAUUUAGGCAAUUUACAAAAUGUUCUCCAGGAAACUAUUACAUGGUUCGAUGACAAUCAAGAAGUAGAAAAGGAAGAAUACGAACGUAAACGCGAAUAUAUCAUUAACCAA